UCUUGGUGCCUGUCUGGUCUUCAGGGACCUAUUCUAGCAGUAAAUCUAAGGAUAGGACUGUUAGGCAACGACAUAACGACUCAUUUCAAAUUAUUUGUUAGGCUGCACUGUGCAAACGUUACUUGCUAUUCGACUGGAGUCGCCCAGGGCGUCGACUGGCCAACAAGCAGAGCAUCCAUUCAUCCUUUCAUUGGCAGCUGAGGUUUUCCAGUCAAAGCUAGCUAGCGUUAGCCAAGAGGCAGGGGACAGCUGUGUCAGAGGGAUCCUCAAAAUGUCCGGUUACCAAGGAAAGAAGAACAUCCCAAGAAUUACAAGUGACCGUCUCCUCAUCAAAGGAGCAAAGAUAGUGAACGAUGAUCAGUCAUUCUUGGCUGAUAUCUACAUGGAGGAUGGAGUCAUCAAGCAAAUCGGAGACAACCUCAUCGUUCCCGGGGGAGUUAAAAUCAUAGAGGCUCAUGGGAGAAUGGUGAUGCCUGGAGGUAUUGACGUGCACACCCGAUUCCAGAUGCCUGACCGAGGCAUGGUGGCGGCAGAUGACUUCUACCAGGGCACCCGGGCGGCCCUGGCUGGGGGAACCACCAUGAUCAUUGACCAUGUGGUGCCGGAGCCUGGCGUCAGUCUGGUUCCUGCGUUCAAACAGUGGAGGGAGUGGGCUGAUAGCAAGUCCUGCUGUGACUAUUCUCUGCAUGUGGACAUCACUGAUUGGAACAAAGGCAUUCAGGAAGAGAUGGAGACUCUAGUGAAGGAUCACGGUGUCAACUCUUUCCUGGUCUAUUUGGCUUAUAAGGAUGUUUUCCAACUUUCUGACUCUCAGAUCUAUGAGGUGUUCAGUGUCAUCAGAGAUCUCGGAGCCAUUGCGCAGGUGCAUGCUGAGAAUGGAGACAUCGUUGCAGAGGAGCAGAGACGUAUUCUAGAGCUGGGGAUCACUGGCCCUGAAGGUCAUGUACUCAGCCGCCCAGAGGAGGUGGAGGCUGAGGCAGUCAAUCGCUCUGUCACCAUAGCCAAUCAGACCAACUGUCCUCUCUACAUCACCAAGGUGAUGAGCAAGAGUGCUGCUGAUGUCAUCGCUCUUGCCAGGAAAAGGGGUGCUGUGGUUUAUGGAGAACCCAUAUCUGCCAGCUUGGGCACUGACGGUACUCAUUACUGGAGCAAGAACUGGGCCAAGGCAGCAGCCUAUGUCACUUCUCCACCACUCAGCCCCGAUCCCACCACCCCCGACUACCUCAACUCCCUGUUGUCAUGUGGGGACUUGCAGGUGACUGGGAGUGCUCACUGCACUUUCCAGACUUCUCAGCGUGCAGUAGGCAAAGAUAACUUCAGCCUAAUUCCAGAGGGCACCAACGGCACUGAGGAGAGGAUGUCCCUAAUCUGGGACAAAUGUGUGGUGACUGGAAAGAUGGAUGAGAACCAGUUUGUGGCAGUGACCAGCACAAACGCAGCCAAGAUCUUCAACCUGUACCCCCGCAAGGGCCGCAUCGCUGUGGGGUCUGACGCCGACCUCGUGCUGUGGGACCCAGACAUCACUAAGAUCAUCUCAGCUAAGAGCCACAACCUGGCUGUGGAGUACAACAUCUUUGAGGGCACAGAGGUGCGUGGAGGUCCUCUGGUGGUGAUCAGCCAGGGCAAGAUAGUGUUGGAGGAGGGCAGCCUUCACACCACCGAGGGCUGUGGGCGCUACGUCAGCCGUAAACCCUUCCCCGACCAAGUGUACAAGAGGAUAAAGGCUCGCAGCAGGCUCACAGAGUUGCGAGGAGUCCCCAGGGGCCUGUACGAUGGGCCGGUGUGUGAGGUGACUCUGACUCCCAAGGUGAUGUCCACAGUCUCCUCAGUGAAGACUUCCCCUGCCAAGCAGCAGCAGCAGCAGCAGCAGCAGCAGCAGCAGCAGCAGCAACAGCAGCAGCUUACUCACCAGCCAGUGCGCAACCUUCACCAGUCUGGCUUCAGCCUGUCUGGUGCCCAAAUUGACGACAAUGUUCCUCGUCGCACCACUCAGCGCAUCGUGGCUCCCCCUGGUGGGAAAGCCAACAUCACCAGCCUCGGCUAAGCUCCUCUCACAACUGAGCCGGGGCGCAGGGCAUCACGGGACCAGAGGCCACUCUUACCGCUGUCACAUCACAUCUGGUCACCUCUGACUCCCCCUGCACCCCACCCAAAAGCACUCCAUCCAUUCUUGUUCUCACACUUCCACUUUGUCACCUCAUGGGGAAAAAAAAAAGAGAAAGCACUAUUCCAUUCUGUUUCAUCUUUCCUGCCAUAUUCUACUGUCAUCAAGGAAGGAUCAAGUGAAUUGAAGCAGCUUUUUUGCUGUUUUUUUUUAAGCCCAGUUUGAUUAUUGAUGAAAGUAAUUUGUUUACAUUUGUUUACAUUUUUGUAUAAUUUUUGCGGUCCAUGUUUGAGCAGUUUAGGUGACAGGAAAUCUGGGCCUGAGAAGCGGUCGGUUUCAUGAGCGGGCAUUUUAGCAACACCAGUUGUUUACAAUUUUUGUCUUCUUGCGCUGUUUAUUUUCCAGAUAUUAGUUAGAAUGUGCUGGUGGUCGUGUUACGCUACAACCUUUUAGUUGAAAGUAAAGCCUCCACUGUCCAUGUUGUAACACUGCUACACUAUAAAAUUGCUGUUUAAAAUCUGAAAAUACUAAUCAUGAAAGAUCAGAAGAUUAGAAUAUUGUUUUUGCAUCUCAGAAGACCUUUUAAUUUUAAAUUUGCAGUAUUAGCUGAACAUUUCACUUUGGUCUUACUUUUGUGUUAUAGUUGCACUUUCUUCAUUUUUUAACACUGAUGUUUUAUGUUUUUAUUAAGUUGUUUUGGAAAGCACUGACUGCACUGAAAGGAAAAGAAAGGGUAUUUUAGAGUUAAACCACUCAUUCAAUUUCACCCUGAAUAUAUGUGUCAGGGAGAAAUGGUACAUAACAUUUUGUCUGAGAGAC
Messenger RNA from Seriola dumerili (greater amberjack), 2923 nucleotides. It is a transcript of the gene dpysl2a, whose product is annotated as dihydropyrimidinase-related protein 2-like. Gene Ontology annotation, cellular component: cytosol; cytoplasm. The record is from RefSeq and is a predicted model, not a curated record. The transcript has 14 exons. Gene Ontology annotation, molecular function: hydrolase activity, acting on carbon-nitrogen (but not peptide) bonds, in cyclic amides. NCBI's taxonomy places the organism in Eukaryota, Metazoa, Chordata, Actinopteri, Carangiformes, Carangidae. The coding region runs from base 272 to 2044 and encodes 590 amino acids.